Lactuca virosa is the source of this 345-nucleotide messenger RNA. Lineage: Eukaryota; Viridiplantae; Streptophyta; Magnoliopsida; Asterales; Asteraceae. The record is from the annotation of a GenBank genome assembly.
AUGUUCGAUAAAAUGAUCCAGACAUAUGAAGUUAAAGCUAAGAAGCACAACAUAUACAGGGAAAGAAUCAUAUAUAAUUAUCAGCCUCUUCAUAGAGAACUAUAUGAACUGAAUCCCUCAAGCUUCUUUGUGCCCUCUUUCAUAAACGCAUUCAUGGCUAAUGAUGAUGUCAGCAGAAAUCAAAGUAUCAGAAACAUAAUGUCUGAACUUGUUCCAGGAGUUUUCACAUUCGAUAUGCUCCACCCAGAUUUCUGUGCAAAGAUGCUAGCUGAGGUUGAAAAUUACGAAAAGUGGAUUCUGGAAACAAAAUCAUCCACCAUUCGCCUAAACACCAUGAACAAAUAG